Symbiodinium sp. CCMP2592 is the source of this 1644-nucleotide messenger RNA. Lineage: Eukaryota; Dinophyceae; Suessiales; Symbiodiniaceae. The record is from the annotation of a GenBank genome assembly.
AUGGCGCUGGUCCCUUGCUAUCGUGGCUCCCCGUUGGUUCACAGAGCAUGGAGGCCUCCGAGACACGAGCAAAGCGAGCCUCUGAGCGCCGAGCCUGGAGGUGAGCCACAGCGUUCCUGGUCCUCCAGGAGCUUUGCACUAUGGUGCGGUCUGUGCUUUGCUGCAACACGAAAACGGACAUGCUGGUCACCCCUCGCACGUCAGUCGCAAGCUGUUGGCAAAGAAGUUGCUAAAGACCCACGGCCUGGAGAAGGGUGGGGCGGCGUGAUUCGAACAGAUCGGGACCAGUGGGGUGGCUUGACCAAAGCCUACCGCAUGCCUUUGCCCGCCGACGUGGACGACUUCAAGCUUCCUGUGUUCAGCGAGCUCAUGAAGAUGGUGAACAACCGGUCACCUGAAGAAGCCCUGAAGCACGUGAAGGAGAAGGAGCCGUGGCGACUGAAGCGCCAGCUCGGCAUUCACUCUCCGACGCCGCAGUAUCAGCCACUCCAGUACAUAGAAGACAAGCCGUUCUGGCAGACCAGCAAGUUUGUAAAGAGGAAGAUGAAGAAGUACUACGAAGCACAGCUGAUCAAGCGAAUGGAGCAGGACGGGAUCAACCUGCGAUAUCUGCCCAGCCCGAAAGAUCGUCUCGAGCUGGCAGGCACACAGCUCUUGGGUGGCAUAAAUGGCUUCAAGGUGGAGAAGAACUCUUGGAAAAAGCUGGCAUCCAUGAGUGCGGAGGAGAUCUUAGAGGCCGCUGGUGACCAGCGAUAUCUUCGAUUGAGCGCUGCCAGCAAGGACAUUCCCAUUGAUUGGCGGCCGGGGUACCAGACCACUGCCAUCAGAGACAUGCAGCUGCAGCACAUGAAGCGAGUUGACGUGGUCAUCGAGGUUCGUGAUGCUCGGAUUCCUUGGACCACGACCCAUCCGGACGUUCCAGGCUGGGCACGCCCAAGGCCGCGGGUCAUCGUGCUGACCAAGGCUGAUCUCGUCCCGCGUGCAGCACUCGAGGAAACGAUACGCUACAUCAACGAAAGUGAGCGUGACCGGGGAGUACCAGUGGUUGCAGUCGAUGCCCUGCUGGGCACAUUUGGCAUCGAGGAGCUUCGAACAGAGCUGCUAAAAGCGGGAGCGUACGUGAACCGAAGGAGAAAGCGCAAGGGCAUCAACCCGCGCGCAAUUCGCACGAUGAUGAUUGGCUUCCCGAAUGUCGGGAAGAGCUCCAUCAUCAAUCGCCUCACCGGACGUAAAGUGGCUGCAAGAAAUGGACGGCCGGGCCUGACCAAGAGACUCACUUGGCACAAGAUUGGUGGUUUCAGGAACACGGAGCUCGAGUUUCUGGAUGCCCCCGGGUUCAUUCCUGUCGGAUUCGGAAGGCGCUUCACAAAGGAGCAGCAAGAGCUACUCUGUAUGUGCCGUGUCUUCGGCGAGAAGCACGUCGACCGGCAGCAGACGGGUUACGACUUGGUCACCCGCUUGGGCAAGUUGUGGAAAGAGAACCCCCACAUGAUUGAGAAGACUGUCUGGAGAGAGACAGAACGGAUCUAUGGCGUGGACCUUCAAAAAGCCAUCAGGCACGAAGGUCCUCUGCUUCCCAAGUUUGUUCCUGUUCGGGGCUUGGCUGCAGAAAGCCACGUCAUAACCACGACGCUGUCUUGCUAA